UAAGUAUACCGUGAUAUAAACACACUCUUAUAAUAAUAAGAACUUGCUAUAAAUACACAGCCUCGUACUUUGAGGUAUUCCUCCACAAUUUGCAAUGAAACUUCUUAAAAUGUACGCUCGGUUAAUUUUUUGUAUGUUUUUAACGAUUUUAACUGGAAAUAACGUCUUGACGUUGACUAGACAACAGAUAAAAAAUUCGGGGAAGUUGCUGAAAAAAACCUGUAUGCCGAAAAACAACGUUAAUGAAGAUCAAGUGGGUUCUAUUGAUCAGGGAAACUUCAUUGAGGAAAGAAAUGUUAUGUGUUACAUCGCUUGUAUUUAUUCAAUGGGCCAAGUUGUUAAGAAUAAUAAAAUAAACCAUGAUGCAAUGAUAAAGCAGGUGGAUAUGAUGGCUCCACCCGAAAUGAAAGAUCCUUUGAAGGCAGCGAUAGAAAAGUGCAAGGGAGUUGCGAAAAAACACAAAGAUAUAUGCGAUGCAUCUUACUGGACCGCAAAGUGCUUAUAUGAAGCUGAUCCCGUUAAUUUUAUAUUUCCAUAAAAAUAUGACAUUCCUACUGUAUUAAAUGCCUAUUAAAUCAUGUCUCCAUUAAUAUUAUAUUAUUUAUUUAACUCUAUAACUUUAAAAAGACAGAACA
Colias croceus (clouded yellow) is the source of this 635-nucleotide messenger RNA. RefSeq names its product general odorant-binding protein 19a-like. Gene Ontology annotation, molecular function: odorant binding; dibutyl phthalate binding. Gene Ontology annotation, cellular component: extracellular region. The transcript has 5 exons. The record is from RefSeq and is a predicted model, not a curated record. Bases 95 to 538 code for a protein of 147 amino acids. Lineage: Eukaryota; Metazoa; Arthropoda; Insecta; Lepidoptera; Pieridae. Gene Ontology annotation, biological process: olfactory behavior; sensory perception of smell.